AUGGUUCGUACUUUGCAGUGCCGGAGGACCAAGCGGGCAGCUGCAAAGGCUCUUUGGUUGUGGCAAGAGGGGUUCGUGAUUGUGUUCAGAUCGACACUUGAAGCAUUCGUGAUUCGAGAUUGCGCAGGUGCACACUCUGAGUGCGUGUGCACAGACCGUGGACGCAAGCUUUGUGUUGAUGCCGCAUCUCUCACUCGCUCAGAGCGGGCGUGGUGUGCUCAGACCGAGGUCAAAGUCGCUUCCUUGCACUUCGACUCGGACAUCCGGUACACGGCUCUGAACCACUUGGCCAGUCGAAAGCCGCUAAGACUUGCUCCCUGUUACAACCCUUGUCACUAG
Molecule: messenger RNA, 339 nt
Organism: Mycosarcoma maydis (corn smut)
Lineage: Eukaryota; Fungi; Basidiomycota; Ustilaginomycetes; Ustilaginales
Exons: 1
Coding region: 1-339 (112 amino acids)
Source: RefSeq, a predicted model, not a curated record